Molecule: messenger RNA, 1678 nt
Organism: Lingula anatina
Lineage: Eukaryota; Metazoa; Brachiopoda; Lingulata; Lingulida; Lingulidae
Source: RefSeq, a predicted model, not a curated record
GAGGGCUAUGACAGCAGAGGGUAUAGAUUUACAAGGCUGUCUACUGCCAUGGUUAAAACAGUAGGACUGAAGCUUCAGGUCCAUCCUAUACCAGCCUUAUACACUAGGGAAACCGCCUAUGUAAAUUAUACAGUAACCAAUACUGGACCAGCAGGAAACUUUAAUGUCUCAAUCCUCGACACUGAAAAUUUGGUCACUGGAUCAGCGUUUUCAGUGUUCUACCUAUCUGAAGAUGAAAAUAGGACUGGUUCUUUCACCCUGUAUGGGGGUAUAGAUCCAAACGUAACAAGCAAAAUGAUAAUAUCGGCGGCGCCCAGCGGUGGGGGUAGUUUGACAGCUCAAUAUAAAAUACGGCGGAUAUCUGUCGGGGAGAGGCUUGAACAGGUUGAGGAUAAUGCUGCUCCAAACUGCACCAUUUUGUCAUCCGUUGACCCAUGUCAGCUAGAGCAGCUGGACCCCUGCGUGUGCCACGCCCACUUGUGGCACGUGACUGCUGAGAUCACCGAAACUGGGUUUGGCUUGCAUCGUAUCUACGCUGGAAAACUUAACAGUAGUUCGGCGGCGUUUUCUUACGACAAUUUUACAUCUGCGUCUUCACUUACAAACCCGGUGAUGGUAAACGUGAGCUCUGAUUGCUGCAACCCUCUAGUUUACAUCAACGCGGGGGAUUUAGCCGGUAACCUUGGCCAAUGUACCAUAGACCACAGGUUACAUGGAGUUCCCAGUGAGUGUAUUGAAACCACAACGACUACCGAGGGCACCACAACCGCGUAUGAUGCGCCGACAACAGGUACGGCUGAGAACCCGGAGACCACGACUGUUAGUGCCACUACCCAUACCAUUGCUGCUACACAAAAUACCGCAACCCCCUCAGUAACCAAUGGCGAAUCAACACUUUCAUUCGAAGUUUUUACUCCCGAAACAACUAACGUUGAUAUAACAUCCCCAACCGAAGAUACUACUCCCAAAACAACUAAUGACGUGUCAGUUACUAUUUCAUCCAAUACCGCAACCCUAUCAGUAACCAAUGGUGAAUCAACACUUUCAUUCGAAGUUUCUACUCCCGAAACAACUAACGUUGACGUAACAUCCCCAACCGAAGAUACUACUCCCAAAACAACUAAUGACGUGCCAGUUACUAUUUCAUCCAAUGAAACAGUUCGACCAGGCUAUUCGAAUAGUCGAUAUGGAGAACCGAAUCCCAAUGAGCCUUCGCCUAUCAUCCCAACUUACGGUAUAGCUCUUUUGGUGGUAGGGGUCAUCAUCGUAAUUCUUGGAGGCACAUUGUUCCUUUAUAAGAAAGGAAUUAUUUUCAAAUCUCUUAAUUUACAAAGACGAAUUGCCCCCUGCCAAGACGUAGAUGUCAUCAAAGCGGACUACGUCGUGGAUGGGAAAAGUUCUGCAUCAGUAAAUGAGAACAACGGUGACUCCAGUGCACCUGAAGCCAAUUUAAACCAUGUACAAAAAGACGUUGUUAUAGAUUAUUUCAUUUAUGUGUAAAAGACAGAAAAGACUUGACUGAUAUUUGUACUCAGCCAAGUGACUCUUGAGUACAGUUGGUGCACGGUCUAGAUGUACAGUGACAUACUUGUGGUACACACGCUGGACAAAAGAAGUGUCACCCCCUGAAUCAGAGAAAUCAAAGUUAUAAACCUGAAGAGGCGGAAUAUAAGCAAUG